Molecule: messenger RNA, 2677 nt
Organism: Corythoichthys intestinalis (scribbled pipefish)
Lineage: Eukaryota; Metazoa; Chordata; Actinopteri; Syngnathiformes; Syngnathidae
Product: beta-1,3-galactosyltransferase 1-like
Exons: 4
Coding region: 510-1496 (328 amino acids)
Cellular component (GO): Golgi membrane
Molecular function (GO): N-acetyl-beta-D-glucosaminide beta-(1,3)-galactosyltransferase activity
Source: RefSeq, a predicted model, not a curated record
GUCUGCCCUCCAGGAGCGUGCGGCGUGAGCCCCCGAUUACGGUACAUCAAAACUGACGCUCGCGGAGUGUGGACCUGACCGCGCCGCAAUUCUCGACAACAGCAGGAGAGCGAAGGGAUAAGGGUCGGGCUCUUUUAUUGUGUUGGAUGUGAGCCAGCUGUGUCAGGCUUCUCUCUGACGGAGUCACAAGAUUCAGGUGGUCGUACUGUGUAUUGAGGCAUCUGUCAACAGUAAGCGGUGUAGCACCCAUGAAGCAUCUUGCAUAUUCCCUUUGAUGUCACCAAUAUGGCAAGAUCCUGUCACAAACAAACCUGAAGCAACUCUUGGAGAGGUGAUGGAGCACGAUAAGGUGUUGACCAUGAUGGGAAAUAUCUUCAGAUUUUCUUUUCAAUUUCAAAAUAGGAUCAUAAGGAAGUCCAUUAUUUCGACAUGGCAGGACUUCCCAUGAAAGCCUGGUCAUAGACUUUCAAAUGCUGCCACUAUUGGACAACCCAACAAAGUGAACAGCGAUGCCUUCUAAGGUUUCCUGUUUGUACUUGCUGACGGUAGUUUGCUGGGCCAGUGCUUUAUGGUACCUAAGCGUGUCCCGCCCAUCCACGUCCUACGUGGGCCAACUGAACAUCCCGAUCCGCAAGAUACCCAAGGUGAACAAGAACGCUACCCUCGGCAACUACCGCGCUCGAUCCCUAAACCCGCAUGACUUCGGCUACCUCAUCAACGACGCCAAGAAGUGCGAAGCGGAGACACCGUUUCUGGUAAUCCUGAUAAGCACCACUCACAAGGAGUUUGACGCGCGGCAGGCCAUAAGAGAAACGUGGGGGGACGAAAGUACAUUUCCUGAUGUCCGCGUGGUCACGCUCUUCUUGCUGGGUCGCAGCACGGAUGCCGUCCUUAAUCAAAUGGUGGAGCAGGAGAGCCAGAUCUUUCACGACAUCGUGGUUGAGGAUUUUAUCGACUCCUACCACAACCUGACGCUCAAGACGUUAAUGGGCAUGCGUUGGGUUGCUACCUAUUGCUCUAAAGCCCAAUACGUUCUCAAAACAGACAGUGACAUCUUUGUCAAUAUGGAGAAUCUGAUCUACAACCUCCUAAAGCCUACCACCAAGCCCAGGAGGAGAUAUUUCACAGGUUACGUCAUCAACGGCGGGCCAAUCAGAGACAUGCGGAGCAAGUGGUACAUGCCGAGAGACUUGUACCCAGACAGCAAGUACCCUCCGUUCUGCUCCGGUACGGGCUACGUGUUCUCGGCAGAUGUAGCCGAGCUCAUCUUCCGAACCUCGCUGCACACCAGACUGCUGCAUCUGGAGGACGUGUACGUAGGCGUGUGUCUGCGGAAACUGGGGAUCCACCCCUUCCAAAACAGCGGUUUCAACCACUGGAAAAUGGCGUACAGCCUCUGCCGCUACCGCCGAGUGGUCACCGUCCACCAGAUCUCCCCCGAGGAGAUGCACCGCAUAUGGAACGACAUGACCAGCAAGAAAAACCUUAAAUGUUAACAGUGCUCCUGCAGCCUCACUCUGUGAGUUGAGGAGCUAUUUAUUGAUUGACCUUCUAUCUCCUGCUUUUCCAACAUUGGCAAACACUGUACAUCACAAACGACUGCGCUGAAAGGGGAGUAUCGACGGACCGUUCAGGGCUUUGUCCAAAUACUGAUUGGUUUGCCGAGAAUUUCUCUAGCACAAGGCCAAACAUGCCUGUCUGUAUUCUUUAUCUCUUCAAGUGUUUUCAAGUUAACCUGGCCUUGCACACUGGCUCGAAUGGCAGAACUUUAAUCAACCAAAGUAUAAACUAUCAGUAGCUACGUUUUCAUGGACAUGUUUAUUCUAGGGCUGUCAAACGAUUAAAAUUUUUAAUCGAGUUAAUCACAGCUUAAAAAUUAAUUCAUCGUAAUUAAUUGCAAUUUAAACCAUCCGUAAAAUAUGCCAUAUUUUUCUGUAAAUUAUUGUUGGAAUGGAAAGAUAAGACACAAGAUGGAUAUAUACAUUCAACAUACUGUACAUAAGCAGAGGCGUCGCGUCCCAUUAGGCAGCCAGCAGGGGGCCCCAGAGGCCCAAUAGAUUUAGCACAAGCAGCUUUACUGCACUGUCGCACUUGUCGGUGCAGUGAAAGCCUUGUGUCUGAGUUCCCUGAAGGGACCCCUUCACUCGCUCUAUACACCCCUCCCCCCACCUCCCUCACGUGACUCAGAGUGAGAGUGACCGGCGAUUUGGCUUUUUUUAAUUGGCGUAUAUCCAAAAUGAAAAGAAGUUAUCCUUCUGGAAGCGACAAAUGAAAGAAAAAAAAAGCAGAAUGUGUUACUGUAGUUUUAUGUCCUAAUGUAGUAGAAGCACUUUGAGUGUCCUAAAAAGCGCUCUAUGAGACCGAGCCGUUAUUAUAGUUUUAUUAAAUAUGCUAUUGCUCCAAGUCCAACUAUCCCCCUUACUUGCACACGCUCGAAGGGCCCCAUGUUGCUUUUUGCCUGGGGCCCCCGGGGACCCUUGCAACACCUCUGUACAUAAGUACUGUAUUUGUUUAUUAUAACAAUAAAUCAACAAGAUGGCAUUAACAUUAACAUUCUGUUAAAGUGAUCCAUGGAUCGAAAGACUUGUAGUUCUUAAAAGAUCAAUGUUAGUACAAGUUAUAGAAAUUUUAUAUUAAAACCCCUCUUAAUGUUAUCGUUUUAAUAAAAUUUGUAAAA